Molecule: messenger RNA, 1041 nt
Organism: Ambispora gerdemannii
Lineage: Eukaryota; Fungi; Glomeromycota; Glomeromycetes; Archaeosporales; Ambisporaceae
Source: the annotation of a GenBank genome assembly
AUGAAAGAUAAUGUUUUUAACCAAGCCAGUUGUGAAGCAUUUUUUGAAUUAAUGAAUUUUUUCGGUCAAAAUUCUUCUUGGUUAGACCAUGCUGACGUUAAAACUAAUGUUUUGAAAAACUUUGCUGAUGACAACACCCUUACUUUUAUCCCCGCCCAAGACAAACCUUUUACCGAAGGCAAAUUACAUAGUUGGGGAGUAGAGGGAUACACAGAUAAGAAGUUUGCCGAUAGCAAUAAAGUUACUGGUUUUUAUGGUGAUGUCGGUAAAUAUGCUAAACUAAAAGAUAGUUUUGACACCGACCCUUAUUCUACUUUCUUUGCUAGAUAUCGAACCGUAGAUGAAUAUGGUAGCUUUACUGAUGGAACCAACCAUUAUACCUUACAUGAUUUUCCUAAAUUUUUCCAUCGCAAACAAAAGGAAUUAAAAAGAUUACAAGGAUUACGCGAUGCGGAAUUAAAAAGAUUUGAUACUGGUGGCGAGGAAUUAAGAACAGCUCAAGAUGAAUUAGAUAAGGCAAAAAAAGCCGUUAAAGAUAAAGAGACUGAAAUCGAUAACAAGAUUGCUGGGAAAGUAGCUGAAUUAAGAAAAGAAUUAGAAACUAAAUACAAGGUUUCAGAUACUAAGUCUAAUAAUUUCACUGGAGAUGAUAAAGUGACCUAUGAAGAACUUUCUAAUUUCCGACGACUAGUUGAACAAAUUCGUUUUCUAGUGAACCGCGAUGAAGAAAAACCCACCGGUAAAACUAAUGAGGAUAGUUCUUAUGUUGCUGGUAAGGCUAUUAUAGACAAAUAUGUUCAUGACUUUUUUCAUGAUUUAAAUUCUUUUGAAAAAGUUGGUUAUGACAAAAAAGGCGGUCAACAAAAAGUUGACAGUUAUGAACUAAAAGACAGUGAUAAAGCCAAGUUUGAUGAGUUCCUUUAUGAGUGUGCCAUUGGCAAGAUUAAUUAUAAUUCCUUAGAAAAACCAACCGAGGAACAACAUGAGGAUGAAGACCCUAAUAAAGAUAAGAACGAAAAAUGGUUAAGAAUGAAUAACUGA